Messenger RNA from Chara braunii, 1796 nucleotides. The record is from the annotation of a GenBank genome assembly. NCBI's taxonomy places the organism in Eukaryota, Viridiplantae, Streptophyta, Charophyceae, Charales, Characeae.
GUGGAGGGCUCUCCAAGUUUUCUUGGACUUAUGGCAGAUGGGGUCGGUGCUUUCUUGCUGGUGGAGUCUUCUGUCUUAGUGUUGCCAAUGAUGUCCGCUGCUCAUCAGCUUCAUCGUCAGCGAAUGUUGCAACAGGAGAUGGGUGAUGCAGAUGGCUGUGGUGGCGUACCGAUCACCAUCUGCUUCAAUGCAGGUGCAAACGCUGGAGACGACUCGUGGUGGAUCACAGAUGAGACCUAUACCGUGGUUGCAUGGGGGUCCGGGUACAAGGAUUUCAGCAAUAACACCAUGGAGACGUGCCUGCCAAGUGGCAAGUACACUCUCAACCUGCGCGACACAGAGGGAAAAGGGUGGGAUUACAGGACAACACUGACACUCAAGCACGCGAUGAAUAAGAUCUUUCAUGACUACUUGGACAAGUUUAUCGUCGUGUACCUCGACGAUAUUCUCAUCUUCAGUAGGACUGUAGAGGAGCACGCUGAGCACUUGAAAAUAGUGCUAGGUCUCCUGAGACAGCACCAGUACAAGGUAAACUUGGAUAAAUGCGAGUUUGGUCGCACCAAGAUCUUGUACUUGGGUCAUGAAAUCUCACCUGCAGACAAAUAUGCCAACGGGUCGUUGAGAAAUGAGGCGACGGAUGAGCAUGGUGGAUCUGAGCUGGACGGUCCUGGAAAGACCGGAGCCAGCAGCAGCGCGCCUACGACUCCCAAAAUCGACUCGUCAAUGCCGACGCCUGCUCCUGCUCCUGCUCCUGCUCCUGCUCCUGGUGCAGAAACUGAACCUGGCCAAGGUCUCGACCAGGUUCUUCCUCCCCCGAUGCAACCUGGUUUGGCUGAGCUAUCCUUCUCACCCCCCCCUGUACCUGUCGCCACGCCAUCGCCGGUUCCCUUAAUCCAGGAACAUCAUCCAAAUGACUCCACACCACCAGCACAGGUUUCCGUUCCUGGUCCAGAAAACCAGGAACAUCCAAAUGCCGCCGCACCACCAGCAGAGGUUUCCGUUCCUGGUCCAGAAAACCAGGAACAUCCAAAUGCCACCGCACCACCAGCAGAGGUUUCUGUUCCUGGUCCAGAUGGAGUGAACAGCUCAGAGUCGGACGAUGUCAUCAUGCCAGUGAAGGAGAGUGAUAGGGAUGACACUGGAACUGAAACCGGGACCGGAACUGAGACCGGAACUGGAACUGAGACCGGAACUGGAACUGUAGCUGAGACUGGUAGCAGAACUGGAACUGAGAAUGGGACCAGAGCUGGAAUUCAGAAUGGAACUGGAACUGGUACUGGAACUGAGAUUGGGACCGGAACUGGAACUGAGAGUGGAAUUGAGAGUGGGACUGAGACUAGCACUGGAACUGCAGGAGACAGUAGACCUGAUUCUGGACAAGGCGUUGGACCAGGUGCUGCCAUGCCUCCGACACGUCACAGUGAUUUUGGGUUCCCAAAUGCUACCCCUCCAAGCGGAGAAGCGUUGCAGACCAACGUCGGGCCUCCGGAAUCGCAAUCGCAUCCUCCAGCCAUUGACGUAAUUGUUGUUACGACAAAGAAUAGGAUGGCGCCCAACGAGUCAACUGUUGUGCUGGAAGUCCUGCCAAUGCAUGGCAGAGUACUCUCCGUGAACGACGUGGAUAAGGUGCUAUCCACCAUCAGCCACAACGAGCUUCAGCUGGAUCACGAAUUGGGCCCAUCAUACAAACUGCUCGAGUACAAGCUCCCACCAGAUAUAGGUAGGUGAUUCAUGACCUGACCUGACCUGACCUGACCUGACCUGGCCUCCUUGGUUACAACGCAUUAAUAACAAGA